AUGACACCAAGAAAGAAGGCGGCCUGGCAUACGAAUCACCUCUUCAAUGAUUGGCCAUUGACGCAUCUCGCUGGCCUCAUCAGGAACUCAUUGACUUCAGCUACUUCUCUAGUAGCAUCAUGUCUUGCACAGUGCUUGCUGUUUUCGUUCUCUUCUAGCUCGGCAGAAGAGGAAAGCUCUGCAACUCUUUGCUGCUUCUGUUGUCCCAUCCACCAUACCUGGAGUUGUAGGCAGGCACGCAGGGGACAUUCAGCUGCGCCCUCGCAGCCCCCACGAUGCAGAAGUCGGCCUGCGAUAUCAACCAUUAUUGGUUCGGCGCCGCACGACAGCAGGGGGGGUUCGUUGGUCCCUAGCUUCGCAUCCCGGCCAAUCGUCUCCCAUGUUUAG
Colletotrichum costaricense is the source of this 387-nucleotide messenger RNA. RefSeq lists its product as uncharacterized. The transcript has a single exon. The record is from RefSeq and is a predicted model, not a curated record. NCBI's taxonomy places the organism in Eukaryota, Fungi, Ascomycota, Sordariomycetes, Glomerellales, Glomerellaceae. The coding region runs from base 1 to 387 and encodes 128 amino acids.